AAAGCCUACAACCACCUCCCCACCCCAUCUAUGCCACUGGAUGCUGCAGGCGGAUUUGGAAUUUGUAAGCGAUGCAAGUCCGAUAAGGCUGGAGUUUCCCUCCGGGACCUGAAGGAGGAUCGCUAGGUGGUUCCUUAAGGAAGCGGACCUGCAGGAUGAAUAAAAGAUACUUGCAGAAAGCAACAAAAGGAAAACUGCUAAUAAUAAUAUUUGUUGUAACAUUGUGGGGGAAAAUAGCAUCUGGGGCAAACCAUCACAAAGCUCAUCAUGUUAAAACUGGGACUUGUGAAGUGGUGGCUCUGCACCGGUGUUGUAAUAAGAACAAGAUAGAAGAAAGAUCACAGACUGUCAAGUGCUCCUGCUUUCCUGGGCAGGUAGCAGGUACCACUCGAGCAGCUCCUUCUUGCGUUGAUGCUUCGAUUGUGGAACAGAAAUGGUGGUGCCACAUGCAACCAUGUCUUGAAGGGGAGGAAUGCAAAGUUCUUCCAGAUCGAAAAGGAUGGAGUUGUUCUUCUGGGAAUAAAGUGAAAACAACAAGGGCAAACGUGUAAAACCCUUCAAGAACAUGGAGAUUUCUGCUGUGCCUGAUGACAAUUUUUGAUUAUUCCACACACACACAAUAUUCUGGCUCCACGUUUGGGGCAAUAGUUGUGGUAAAUCCUAGUCUUGGUCGGAUUCUCAGGAAGGGCCAGAAGGUACGUUGAGGAGUAAAGAGUCAAAACAACUCCUGAAAGGUGUUCCAGCCUUGGUUUAUUACUCAAAGAGCAGCAGGUAACUCGAUAGCAAGACACAAAUCAAAUCAAACUCAAGACUGAUAACAUUAAAUACAACCAGUAGGAAGUUUUAAUACCUAGCUGUGCUCCUUGAGGUUAGGCUUGGAACUGCUGGGAUCUACUAAUUAUUUCAAUGAGAACAUGCACUGUAAUCAACAGCCACUUGAGAUCAAAACUCAAUCUGCCUGUCAUAAGGAUUUCAAUGGACUGAACUGUGUACAUUUGUAAAAAAAUAUAUAGCAAAAAAUUGAAGGAAUAUAUCGCUAUGGAAGGGAAGAGGUAAUGCUUAAAGGACACCAAAGAAACAGCAAUUUUUUGGAUCCUUGGCGUGAGACUUGUGACAUUUCACCUCUAUGAAAGAAGUCUUUGAACUAUACAUCCAUUUCCUCCAAAACUGUUCUGGUCCUCCAUUCAAAUUACUGGUGGGACUGUGCACUGCUUUAAUCAAAUUACUGUUCUAGAAAUUGUCCUCUGACACAGCACAGUUUUAGACACUUUUAAUUUGUAUUCUAAUCCUGAACCUUCAAGGCUACAGAUUUCAACAUGUCGAAGUUGCUUUUCUUAUAGGAAUGAAAAUAUAUAUCCAUUGUUAAUCAUUAUUGUUGACAAGUAGUAGUUAUUUGAAUACGUCAUUCAUAUACGAAUGUAUCAUUAGUCAGACAUGUUUCCCUAAGGCUAGCCGGCUACUGCAACUCCUUUCAGAUAAAUAAAGCGUGGUCAAAACUGAAUUUUUAUCCCUCCCCAAUAUUUUAUGCCAUUAAAAUAUGUGUUUUGUAUAAUUUAAUGAAGAUGGGUGUCUCUUGUAUACACUUUUGAUUUAUUAACACUAGAUCCUAAAAAUAUGGUUAAUAAUAAAUGACACUAACUAGUCCCUUUAUGAAGGUAGACAGGGAUGCAUGAUAAUUUUUCAGUUCUGAGAUUUAAUAGUGUUCAUUCAGAUGGGUCUUUUAUUUUAUUUUUUAAAAAUAUCUCUUGCUUGGACAGUAUUUCUGGAUGCUUAAGUAGAUAUCUGCUCAUCUCUGUUUCUUGAUAGGAAAAAAAUGUUUUCUUCAAAUCUGGAAUCCAUUGAUGUUUUCCUUGACCACUACAGGUACUUUAGAUUCAUUCUGUGGUUGUUUUGUUAAACUGGAAAUUCUUUUUCUAUCUUCUUUUCAGUAUCUAUUUUUUAAUCUUGAUGAUCUGUUGUUUCAUGAAAAACCUUUAAUGUUUAAAUGCCUUAAGCAGCUAUAAACCUUUUUUCUAAGUUAAUACAGAAUGUAUAAUUUUAUAUUCCAUUUAAUAUGCACCAUGCUUUCUGGAAAUAUGAAGACAAGGAGAGCAGACUAUUUCUUUUGCAUCCCACACUGAUGCUGCCAAAGCAAAUUGGUCUUGGAGAAGGCAAAGAGAGAAAUUUCUACUCACUUGUUUUGUGAGUUGAUAUGAAGACUUUAAAAACUAAUAGAAACAAUUGUGUCCAGAACCUCAAGUUGUUUCAAAUGGUUGCCAAUAAUUGUGAAAAGGGGGAAUUCUUUCUCAUUGUUACAAGUCACUGACAUAGCUAAUUAGAAAUAAAUUGGGUCCUAUGAUGGAUGAAUAACCAAGGGGACUAUGCUCUCAGUCACAUGAUGCAAGAUUGUUCCACAAUUGUUUCAUUACCUCCAUUGUGUUAUGGCACUGGAUGGUGGAAAACUAAUGAUUGUUAAAAAUUGAUUUCAGAUGUAUAGUGUAUCAUUCUGCUACAGAGUAAUCCAAAAUUUUGCAGGACAUGUAUUCUUUUUAAUUAAAUUUUAAUUAGGAGAAAUUGGUUGUAGCAUCAGUUAGCUAUCUUGGUAUUUUAAAAGGAUUAAUAUUAUAUGGAUUUUGUUUUAAAAGGUAUAUGUAAUAGGGGAACAUAUAAUUUGAAAAUUAUGAUCAAUUCCUUUGCUUGGGAUAGUACAAAGUAAAAACAUGUAAAUUUGUAGCAGUUAUGAGUUUGGCCUCAGUUCAGUCAAAAUUCUACAACAUGCUUCUCAGCAUUUAUUUCUUUGUGUUUACUCUUAAAACCAACACUGAAAAUACUGUAUUAUAUACAAGUGUAAGACAUGCAUAUCGAUAGGUGAAAAUAAAUGGAUUUUCAAAUAUAUUGAACUGAGUAUCUGCAAUAGGUUAAUGUUGUGAUAACUGAUAACCAGUAAUAAAUUUGUAGUACAAAAAGAACUCACCUCCGUAUAUCCAUAUGCACUUGGAACCUUCUUCUUCUUUUAAUUCUUAAAAUGUAGAUAAUGGAUAAUUCAAGAUUCAGACUCUAGCCUAGGAAUUCUAGUUCCCUUCUUUGCCCUAUUCUUUUUGUUCCUCCUUGAAUCAAGUCAGUACCAU
Elgaria multicarinata webbii is the source of this 3107-nucleotide messenger RNA. RefSeq names its product TAFA chemokine like family member 2 (gene TAFA2). Bases 156 to 551 code for a protein of 131 amino acids. The transcript has 6 exons. Lineage: Eukaryota; Metazoa; Chordata; Lepidosauria; Squamata; Anguidae. The record is from RefSeq and is a predicted model, not a curated record. Gene Ontology annotation, molecular function: receptor ligand activity.